This is a messenger RNA of Equus quagga, 1562 nucleotides long. RefSeq names its product isovaleryl-CoA dehydrogenase (gene IVD). Lineage: Eukaryota; Metazoa; Chordata; Mammalia; Perissodactyla; Equidae. The transcript is spliced from 12 exons. The coding region runs from base 55 to 1335 and encodes 426 amino acids. Gene Ontology annotation, biological process: L-leucine catabolic process. Gene Ontology annotation, molecular function: flavin adenine dinucleotide binding; 3-methylbutanoyl-CoA dehydrogenase activity. Gene Ontology annotation, cellular component: mitochondrion. The record is from RefSeq and is a predicted model, not a curated record.
GUGGAGCGUGUGGGGCUGCCACACAGCUUCAUCUGCCACCGGAGCAAGGCGGAGAUGGCGACUGCAGCUCGGCUCCUGGGGCGGCGGGUGGCGAGCUGGAGGCUGCAGCCGCCGCGGCCGCCCCUCGCCGGCGUCGUUUCCCAGCGGGCCCACUCGCUGUUGCCCGUGGACGAUGCGGUCAACGGGCUAAGCGAGGAGCAGAAGCAGCUUCGUCAGACCAUGGCUAGGUUCCUUCAGGAGCACCUAGCCCCCCAGGCCCACGAGAUUGAUCACAGCAACGAGUUCAAGAACCUUCGAGAGUUUUGGAAGCAGCUGGGGAACCUGGGAGUCUUGGGCAUCACAGCCCCUGUUCAGUAUGGCGGCUCUGGCUUGGGCUACCUGGAGCAUGUGUUGGUGAUGGAGGAGAUAUCCCGAGCCUCUGGAGCAGUGGGACUCAGUUAUGGUGCCCACUCGAACCUCUGCCUCAACCAAAUUGUGCGCAAUGGAAAUGAGGCCCAGAAGGAGAAGUACCUCCCCAAGCUGAUCAGCGGUGAACACAUCGGAGCCCUGGCCAUGAGUGAGCCCAAUGCCGGCUCUGAUGUUGUCUCCAUGAAGCUAAAAGCAGAAAAAAAAGGAGAUCACUACAUCCUGAAUGGCAACAAGUUCUGGAUCACCAAUGGCCCCGAUGCUGACAUCCUUAUUGUCUAUGCCAAGACAGAUCUGGCUGCUGUGCCACCUUCUCGGGGCAUCACGGCCUUCAUCGUUGAGAAGGAUAUGCCCGGCUUCAGCACCUCCAAGAAGCUGGACAAGCUGGGGAUGCGAGGCUCUAACACCUGUGAGCUGAUCUUUGAGGACUGCAAGGUUCCUGCUACCAACAUCCUGGGCCAUCCAAGUAAGGGCGUCUACGUGCUGAUGAGUGGGUUGGACCUGGAACGGCUAGUGCUGGCUGGUGGGCCCCUCGGGCUCAUGCAGGCCGUCCUCGACCACAGCAUUCCCUACCUGCACACGAGGGAAGCCUUUGGCCAGAAGAUUGGCCACUUCCAACUGAUGCAGGGGAAGAUGGCUGACAUGUACACGCGCCUCAUGGCAUGUCGGCAGUACGUCUACAACGUCGCCAAAGCCUGUGAUGAGGGCCACUGCACCUCCAAGGACUGCGCGGGGGUGAUUCUUUACUCAGCCGAGUGCGCCACACAGGUCGCCCUGGACGGCAUUCAGUGUUUCGGUGCCAAUGGCUACAUCAAUGACUUUCCCAUGGGCCGCUUUCUGCGAGAUGCCAAACUGUAUGAGAUUGGGGCCGGGACCAGUGAGGUGAGGAGGCUGGUCAUCGGCAGAGCCUUCAACACAGACUUCCGCUAACCCCAAGACCCUUCAGCCACUUUUCCCAGCACCUAGAGGCCUUUCUUUGGAAGUAGGGAUGUGGCAGUUCUCCUCCCCUGCCCGAGGCUGGCCCGGCUGCUCAGCUGCCUUUUUUUUUUGUUUGGAAGAUCUGCCCUGAGCUAACAUCUGUUGCCAAUCUUCGUCUUUUUACUUGAGGAGGAUUGUCGCUGAGCUAACGUCUGUGCCAGUUCUCCUCUGCUUGGUAU